AUGUCAAAACAAGUGCAAAGCCUCAUUCAUGAGCUCGUGAAUUUAAAAAAACAAUUUUUCGAAAGAAGGCAAGGUGAUGCACAACAGUUCCAAUAUGAACCUGCAGAUCUAGUCAUGUUUCUUUCGGAAUAUUUCAAAUCGAAAUAUACAGUUAAUAUUUCCACUCACAAGGAAUAUCCUAACCGUUUGAUUUGUUUGCACUACAAUCAGACAAGAGCGAAUUUUGAAAAUGCACUCACAAGAUUAUGUCGAGGCAUUAUUGUGGAUUUGGAGAUACUUGAAGACGAUGAAGAGAGAAAUGGCGUGAAAAUUGUACACAUGCCCUUUUCGAAAUUUUUCAAUUUUAAUGAAGAAUUGUCUUUGAAAUUUGAAACUCCACUCAUUGAAAAACACUUUACAGAAUCGAGUGUGAAAGUGUAUGAAAAACUUGAUGGUUCUAUUGUGAAUUUAUAUUACUUUGAUUCAAAAUGGAGAGUAGCGUCAUCAUCAACACCUGAUGGAAGUGCAAGAUUAGGAUUUUAUAGUGUGUCAUCGGAUAUGGAAAUUAAUAAUAGACAUCGAGAGAAAACUCAGACGUUUGAAUUUUCACAAUUAGUUUGGGAUACUUUUCAUAAAUUAAAUUAUUCAUUGCCAUCAGAGAAAUAUCAAGGAAAAUACUCAUUUACAUUUGAAUUGACCACCCCAAAACAUCUCCUUGUAGUUCAAUAUGAAUCGGAUGAUUUGGUGUUGCACGGAGUGAGAGACUUACAAACAUUUAAAGAAGAGGAUCCUGAACCUUUCGCAAAAGAGUUUAAUUGGAAAGUAGCAGCUUGUGUUAAAUCAAAAUAUGGACUCAAUAGUUUCAAAGAUGUUGAGAGAGUUGCAAAUGAUCGAAGCCCGUAUAAACAUGAAGGAUUUGUGGUGUGUUAUCAGUCUUACGAAGAGGAGUCUGAAAGUGGAGAUGUAUUAUUGAAUUUUAUAAGAGUCAAAGUGAAAAGCAAAGAAUAUGUGAAAUUAUCUCUUGCCAUGUUCGACUCGGUUGAAAAAAGAGAAAACUCAUUUAUUGAUAUUAUUAGAAAGAAUGAAUCGAGUGAAUUCUUGUCCUACUUUCCACAAUUCACAGAGAGUUUUGAGAUGUUGAAAAAUCAUUACACGAAAAUCGUGACACGUUUGAAUGAUAUUCAACAAAGAGUGAAAAUGAAUAUUCAUGAAUUAGUCUCAAAAGAAUCUCUUCAUUACGACUCCUUGAAGGAAUCAAAAAAACGAUCCAUCCACUCUCAAGCCAUUUCACAAGCCAAACAGAGACUUAAGCUCACAAAAACAGAAUGUGACAUGAUGUUCUCAAUAUUUAACAAUGGAGAUUCUAUUCAAGAUAUUUUGAAAAUAAUUCCUCUCAAACGAUACAAAACCCUUAAUACACAGAACAUAUCGAUCUCCUUUGUUGGUGAAUAG
Naegleria fowleri is the source of this 1431-nucleotide messenger RNA. RefSeq lists its product as uncharacterized. The transcript has a single exon. Lineage: Eukaryota; Heterolobosea; Eutetramitea; Acrasida; Naegleriidae. The record is from RefSeq and is a predicted model, not a curated record. Bases 1 to 1431 code for a protein of 476 amino acids.